GCAUGACCGAUUGCGGCAAGCCACAGGAGCUGCUUCCCAGGAUUGUUGGCGGUGAAGAGUACACCGAGUAUAAACACCCUUGGCUUGUGGCCAUCUUUGACGAAUACAGCGCCUUCAUCUGCGUGGGUAGUCUGGUAUCACGGAGCCAUGUUCUGACCGCUGCUCACUGUUGCGACGGUCAAAAGGGCCUCAGCGUCAAGACGGGAGUCCAUCGUCUCACCGAUGGUCCACUUCAGGCGGUCCAGCGCUGUCACAUGCACCCACACUACAGGAAGCGCAACCUCGUCAAUGACAUCGCCCUUAUAGAGCUCACAGUGAGCGUGAACUACAAUGAGUUCCAGAGGCCCAUAUGCCUUCCCCUCGGCGCCAAAGACAUGGUGGGAAAGGAUGGAAUCAUAGCCGGAUGGGGCCGGGAGUCUUACGGCGGUCGAGACAGACAGACGCCCAAAGAAGCCAACGUUCCAUUCGUCGCCCAGUCCGAGUGCACGACGAAAUACGGUGCCAUCAUUCUCGAGUCGAACAUCUGUGCCGGUGGUGACGUUGAAGACGCCUGCCAGGGUGACAGCGGAGGCCCGCUUAUGUCCCCUGUGCACGUUCCGAGCCGGGUGGUCCAGAUGGGCAUUGUCUCGACGGGAAUCGGAUGUGGUCGCAAGGGACACCCCGGCAUCUACACCAGAGUCACUUCAUACCAUGACUUUGUCUACAACAUAACUCGCCAGCAGUGGUGCACGGUCUAGACGCGGCGUUGAUGAACAUUGUGGGGGCGCCCAAAUACCAGUCACAAAUCGUGGUGCGGAAGGAAGACGCUGCACUUACCACUGCUCACCUCAUGACGCUUUUGAAAGCACAGACAGUGAAACCAGAAAGCUGUCUUUCCAGAAAAAGUAGGCGCUCAAGGAAUGCCACGCAUACUCUCAUCGCAAUAAAUCUAUCAUGGCCAGUGA
Molecule: messenger RNA, 944 nt
Organism: Rhipicephalus microplus (southern cattle tick)
Lineage: Eukaryota; Metazoa; Arthropoda; Arachnida; Ixodida; Ixodidae
Product: proclotting enzyme
Biological process (GO): complement activation; proteolysis
Cellular component (GO): extracellular region
Molecular function (GO): serine-type endopeptidase activity
Source: RefSeq, a predicted model, not a curated record